AGAUUUUCUUCCUGAAUGUUUCUUCAACUGUCUCUGAUGAAAGGGAAAUAUUUGUGAAGUUAUAAUGGAUUUUACGCAACAUCAUAAUGAAAACUGGCCUCAUAGCAGCAUUUCUGUUUGAAGUGAAUAAGCAUAAUUACAAACAAUCAUGACAACGUCUCACAUGAAUGGACAUAUCACAGAAGAUUCUGACAAUGAAGCAAAAAAUGUGGAUCUUGCAUCUCUUGAAGAACCUCAGAAGCACAGAGAAAUGGCUGUUGAUUGCCCUGGGGAAUUGGGCUCCAGGAUGAUGCCCAUGCGGCGGAGCGCUCAACUGGAGCGAAUCCGUCAGCAGCAAGAGGACAUAAGGCGCAGACGGGAAGAAGAGGGAAAGAAACAAGAACUGGACCUUACUGCUUCCAUGAGGCUAAAGAAACUAGCACAAAUUCCUCCUAAAACUGGAAUAGAUAAUCCAAUGUUUGAUACAGAAGAAGGAAUUGUUUUGGAGAGUCCUCAUUAUACUGUGAAGACACUAGAAGUGGAAGAACUGUUAACUUCUCUUAAGCAUAUCCAGCACGUUUUGGUAGACCCUCAGAGCCAAGAGGAUCUCUCUCUCAUUUUACAGCUUGUUCAGAAUAGUGAUUUUCAGAAUGCAUUUAAGAUACACAAUGCUGUUACAGUGCACAUGAACAAAGCCAGCCCUCCAUAUCCUCUCAUCUCCAAUGCACAAGAGCUAGCUCAAGAGGUACAGAGCGUUUUGAAACCCAGUCACCAUAAGGAUGGCCAGGAGCUUAAUGCUUUGCUAAAUGCCCCUCAUAUGCAGGCACUUUUACUGGCUCAUGAUAAGGUUGCAGAACAAGAAAUGCAACCAGAGCCUAUGACAGAUGAAAAAAUUUAUGAGAAUGUUGGCGUGUACGGAGGGGAGACGGUUAAAAUAGUUCGCAUUGAGAAAGCUCGGGAUAUUCCUUUGGGUGCUACUGUUCGCAAUGAAAUGGAUUCUGUUAUCAUUAGUCGAAUAGUGAAAGGAGGUGCUGCAGAGAAGAGUGGGCUGUUGCAUGAAGGGGAUGAAGUUCUGGAGAUUAAUGGCAUUGAAAUUCGUGGAAAAGAUGUUAAUGAAGUUUUUGACUUAUUGGCUGACAUGCACGGAACUCUGACCUUUGUAUUGAUUCCCAGUCAGCAGAGCAAGCCACCUCCUGCAAAGGAAACAGUUAUACAUGUGAAAGCACAUUUUGACUAUGAUCCCUCUGAUGACCCUUACGUCCCCUGCCGAGAGUUAGGCCUGUCUUUUCAAAAAGGAGACAUACUCCAUGUGAUCAGCCAAGAAGAUCCAAACUGGUGGCAGGCUUACAGAGAUGGAGAUGAGGAUAAUCAACCAUUGGCAGGCCUUAUCCCUGGAAAAAGUUUUCAGCAGCAAAGAGAAGCUAUGAAGCAAACCAUUGAAGAAGACAAGGAGCCAGAAAAAUCAGGAAAACUCUGGUGCGCGAAGAAAAACAAAAAGAAACGGAAAAAGGUCUUAUACAAUGCAAAUAAAAAUGAUGAUUAUGAUAACGAGGAAAUUUUGACCUACGAGGAAAUGUCGCUGUAUCAUCAACCAGCAAAUAGGAAACGGCCUAUUGUUCUGAUGGGGCCACAGAACUGCGGGCAGAACGAGUUGCGGCAGCGACUGAUGAAUAACGAAGCAGAUCGCUUUGCCUCUGCGGUUCCCCAUACUACUCGGAGCAGAAGAGAGACCGAAGUAGCUGGCAGGGAUUACCAUUUCAUUUCCCGACAGGCAUUUGAGACUGACAUAGCUGCAGGGAAGUUCAUUGAAUAUGGAGAGUUUGAAAAGAACCUCUAUGGUACUAGCACAGACUCCGUGCGGCAAGUAAUCAACUCUGGCAAGAUAUGCCUUUUAAAUCUUCAUACCCAGUCACUGAAGACACUACGUAAUUCUGACUUGAAGCCAUAUAUUAUAUUUGUUGCACCACCUUCACAGGAGAGAUUACGUGCUUUAUUGGCCAAAGAAGGGAAAAACCCAAAGCCAGAAGAGCUGAGGGAAAUCAUAGAGAAGACAAGGGAGAUGGAACAGAACAAUGGCCACUACUUUGAUACAGCAAUUGUGAAUUCUGAUCUUGAUAAGGCAUAUCAAGAGUUACUUCGGUUAAUAAACAAACUUGACACAGAACCCCAGUGGGUGCCCUCUACCUGGCUACGAUGAGAGAGCAAUUCAAAUGGACUCCCAUCUAGUAAUCUUUCCAAGGAGACUGUGUAGGUCUGCCCAAUUCUAAAAUAAAUGUGUGUGAGCUCUAGACCUCAGGGGCUGCAUCUUUGCCAGUGCAAUUGCAUAUUGUUGAAAAAACAUGCUGUUCAGCUUGUGAGCUGAUUAAACUGAUAGAAAGAUUGUCCAGGUUUUCUUUCUCUGUGGUCUAGAAAUUGAGAUCUUGACAGUACUAAAUUCUAAAGCUUUAGAUAGAUAUUUGUAGCAGCUACUUUUAUACAUAAAUCCACUUUUUAACCUAGAAUCAUCCUUAUGAAAUUAAAGAUUUUAAGUGUGUGUGUGUGUAUAUACAGUCCAUGCUGUCACAUAGUUAUAAAUAUGUAUGUUAUUUAACACUUAACUUAAUGACUUUGUGGGA
Chaetura pelagica (chimney swift) is the source of this 2594-nucleotide messenger RNA. It is a transcript of the gene PALS1, whose product is annotated as membrane protein, palmitoylated 5 (MAGUK p55 subfamily member 5). Gene Ontology annotation, biological process: generation of neurons; protein localization to plasma membrane; morphogenesis of an epithelial sheet. NCBI's taxonomy places the organism in Eukaryota, Metazoa, Chordata, Aves, Apodiformes, Apodidae. The transcript is spliced from 13 exons. Bases 149 to 2176 code for a protein of 675 amino acids. The record is from RefSeq and is a predicted model, not a curated record. Gene Ontology annotation, cellular component: plasma membrane; adherens junction. Gene Ontology annotation, molecular function: protein binding.